This is a messenger RNA of Penicillium soppii, 390 nucleotides long. RefSeq lists its product as uncharacterized. The record is from RefSeq and is a predicted model, not a curated record. NCBI's taxonomy places the organism in Eukaryota, Fungi, Ascomycota, Eurotiomycetes, Eurotiales, Aspergillaceae. Bases 1 to 390 code for a protein of 129 amino acids. The transcript has a single exon.
AUGCCCGAAGGUAUGUUCCUCCGCCGAGAUGGCACCCGCAUCUCGGAGGACGUAGUAACCGGCAGCCACGUCCACUGGGUGACCGUCGACUUCCGAUAUUUCAGCGCAAGAAUAAGACAUGGCGGCGCCAAGGGUCUCAUGCGCAUUAUGGCCGAGCAAUGCCGGUCCGGGGUGGCUACUAUCAGUGAUAGACCCAUCCACCAUGAGAUUCCAUCUUGCCUCUCGCUGCCAGUCGUUGGAGAGAAGAAGCUUGAUAGGGUGGAAAUUUUGUUGCGUGCUGCUGAGAUCGCUGACUGGCACUAUAAUGAGAUUGUGACUGGUCAGGAGAUGCUCGAUGAUGAGGCUGUUAUGGCUUCACUGCAGCCGGUCCGUCGACUUAAUGGGGCUUAG